AGGGGAGGGCUGGGCCUCCAGGGGGACCUUUCCAGCAACAGCCUCGUCUGUCCCAUGGAUGUGGAACAAAGCUGCUCCCUGAAACAUUUAAUCAAAUAGAUUUAGACCUUGCUUAAGUGUCAAGAACUGCCUGCUCCCUUUGGCCCAGUAAACCAAGCUUCUGUAUUUUAACAGCAAAGCUUUGCAUCAUAACCAAAGAAGUUGAGUAUUGCAGACAGAACUACCAUAAUGUCCAGUUGCAAACAUAGAGUAAGGAAUGCAGCCGCCCUUGGAGUCCCCAGUUAGAGGACUUUUCUCCCAUUCCUUCAUAAGCCAAAGCAUGUUUAACAGCCAGCGUUAUUCACCUCUUCCAGUUCCAGACCCUUUCAGGCUUCUCACAGGACUGGCUUUGGAGAAUAACAUAGCACCAUCCUCCCCACAGACAUCUAUUCAUCACCCAGCCAGGCAGUUAUCCUUCUUUGCACAGGCACUACAAUUCCCAUCGCCUUUACCACCAAAACCCUUUUACAUGUCCAUAACAAAUACUGUCACUAUGCUUAUGUUGAGUUCUAAUAAUCCUAUAAAGCGUAAACAUUAGCAUUACUCAAAAGAAAUAAAAUUGCAAACAACAAAAUGGUAACCACUUUAAUGCAGGAUCUGUCAGAUUCCUGACAUCUAGUGGCUUCAUGUCGAUAUUGAGCAGCAUGGAGGGUAAGAUGAAACCCCAGAGCUUAAUAGCCAUGGGACUGAACAGAAAUCCACAAGCGGAACUGGCCUUAUAGAGAGGAACAGAAUCACUGUAGAACAGUAAGAUAUUGCAAUCAAUGGUAUCAAAAGAUGCUACCCAUGUGUACAGUUCAGUGGCCAAUGUAAUUCAGCUGGAAUAGGAAAAUGUGAGUUGAAGAAGAGCAGGCUGGUUUGAGCCUCCAACAGAUCAUAGUUUCCCAGAGGAAGGCAUGGUUGUCUGGUACUCUGAACCAGAUAUACUGCAAUACAGUUGGCCCUCCAUAUCCAUAGAUUUUUAUCAAUGGAAUUAAUCAUCUAUAGUUUGAAAAUAUUUUCUAAAAAAUAUAAAUUCCAAAAAGCAAAGCUUGAUUUUGACCUUUUAUAUUGUACCAUGCCACUGUAUUUAAUGGGACUUGACAUCCAUGGAUUUGGGUACCCCCGGCCUCACUGUAUUUUGCUACCAAUUCUUCUUACUCAAAGCUGUAGCUGACUCUGUGCAAUAAGAAUAAACUGUUUCCUCCCUGGAGACCUGAAGUCAUCAUGACUUUUUCCCUUUGCUCCUUACUGUGCUGUUGGCUCCCACCCAGCCUUUUUAAAAAUAACAAGCCAGCCCCUUGACUAAAGUAGCAAUAAGCUGUUCUGACCUCUGCCUAGCAGCAGGGAGGGGAGAAGUGGUAAGCCAAAGCACUGUUUUCCUCCUCCUUAGCUUUCCACAGCAGUCCUGCUCUGUUGCUGAGCAGCAGCCCAGAGGCUCUGGCUUUACUGCAUUUCGCCUGUCUGCCUGCCCCUGGGAUGACUUGGGCCUUCUGCUCUUAUCUCUGUUUGAGGAUCAGAUGAACUUCCUAGUUCUGCCCUCUGCUUGUCAUAUUCAGCCUCUUGUAGGUCCUUCUCUUAAAGACUCUCUUCUUGCCCCACGCUCCUGAUCGUUUUUGAGCUGGUGUUUGGUGGGACUGAUCUGCAGACGUUCCUUGCUCCUGUUUGGCUGAAGCUUAGAGGAUGAGAUGCCUGGGAAGGUGGUAAUUUGUUUUUUAGCCAGUGGAUAUAUGGCCACCUCUCAGAUGUGAAUUCCUCACAUUGCACUUGAGUUGGACUAUGUGACAUCAGGAAUUCUGGAAGCUGAAGUCCAAAACAUCUGGAUGACCAAAAAUUGGGAAUCACUGGCUUAGAUCAUCUCAGUGUUUCUGCUGACGCUGAAGGCUCCUUUUCCUAGAAUGUGGGGUCAUCAGCUGCUGAACCUAUUCUCUGGCUCCCAGCGCCUACUGAAAAAGGGAUCAAAUUGCUGGAUUCCGUGGCAGUUCAGACUGAGGAAAGUCUGCCCAGUUUUCACCCGCUGGCAUCACACCGUUCCAGAGUCACAAAACUGUGCCUGGCAAUUAAAUGAUGAUCACUUAGAGCUGAAAUUUGAGGACACCCUCAUGUGUUUUGAUUAUGUCUGGCUACGUGAUCACUGUCGCUCAGCAUCCUGCUACAACACUAAGACCAACCAGCGCAGCCUGGACACAGCCAGCGUGGAUCUCGGCAUCAGGCCUAAGUCUAUCCGAGUGGAUGAGACCACACUCUUUCUCACCUGGCCCGAUGGCCAUGUGACCAGAUAUGGCCUGGAAUGGCUCCUGAAGAACAGCUACGAGGGACAGAAGCAACAGGUUAUGCAUCCACGCAUCCUCUGGAAUGCCCAGAUUUACCAGGAGGCCCAGGUGCCCUCUGUGGAUUGUCAGAGCUUCCUAGAAACUAAUGAAGGCUUGAGGGAGUUCCUACAGAACUUCUUGCUCUAUGGGAUUGCUUUUGUGGAAAAUGUUCCCCCAACGAAAGAAGACACUGAGAUCUUAGCAGAGAGGAUUAGCUUGAUAAGAGAAACAAUCUAUGGCAGGAUGUGGCAUUUCACCUCUGACUUCUCUCGAGGAGAUACUGCCUAUACCAAGCUGGCUUUGGAUCGUCACACAGACACCACUUACUUCCAGGAGCCCUGUGGUAUCCAGGUUUUCCACUGCCUGCGGCAUGAAGGGACAGGUGGGCGGACGCUGCUAGUGGAUGGCUUCUAUGCAGCCGAACAGGUGCACCAGCAAGCUCCAAAUGACUUUGAGCUCCUCACUAAGGUGCCGCUGAAACACGAAUACAUUGAAAAUGUAGGGGGCUGCCACAACCACAUGAUUGGGGUUGGACCAGUUCUGAAUAUCUACCCUUGGAAUAAUGAACUCUAUUUGAUCAGAUACAACAACUAUGACAGAGCCGUCAUUAAUACAGUGCCGUAUGACACUGUGCGCCGCUGGUACAUUGCACACCGCACUCUCACCUCUGAGCUGCGGAGGCCAGAAAAUGAACUCUGGGUCAAACUGAAACCAGGCAAGGCUCUGUUUGUGGACAACUGGCGAGUUUUGCACGGACGGGAGUCUUUCACGGGUUACCGGCAGCUCUGCGGCUGUUACCUGACAAGGGAUGAUGUACUAAACACAGCUCGUUUCCUGGGGCUGCAAGCUUAAUGUGGUCUGAACCUCCGAUGGUGGUUUCUGCUUCAGAAACAGGAAAGCAUUUGGUUUACCUCACAGACCUGGCUUCUCUUUGCAAGAGGAGGAGAGGUCUCCACAGCGUUACUUGAUUGUCAGCCAGCUGGGACAGUUCAUUGCCUUUUCCUUGUUCCCACAGCUCCGUCCUCCCAAAAUGCCUUACUCCCUUGGCUUUAAAAGCCCAACUGAUGGGCUCAGUGUGAGCAUGGUUGAAUUGGGAGCUGUGUACAGGCCUACCACAGCACUCCAGAGGCCAGAUCUUGUGCCUUUUCCUGUUGAAAGCAGUCGUAAAGCUGUCCUCAGUUAAUCGCUGUUCUGUACACAGAUAUUUGAGAGCACAUUGGACAUAGUGCAAGUGAGGUGUUCUUGGAAAUGGGGGAACUGUGUUCAUCUUUAAGGAUGUGAAACUUCAGCAAAACCAGCAAGCAGGACUCAUUUCAAUUGUAGCUCUCUUCUUUCUACAAAAAUACACAAGUGCCCACUGCUAAAAGCUAAGUUUGGCCUCUCAGCAUCUUUUGCUCUCCACUGUCUGCUUUUUGCCUAAACUUGCCAUGCUGAUGGAAAAACACUCCUCUAGGAAGCUUUAUGGGAAAGAGAAUGAGGAGAACUGCUGAAGUGGAGAGGGAAGAUGGUGCUACAAGUUCUUCCCCAGUUCUUCAAAGAGCAGUUUUGCAACUACAAUACUUCUUUCCAAUUUUUCUCCAUUGUAUGCCUUCUUUUCAACAUCCCACAAGCAACACCUCAACUUCUCUUUCUGUGUUUUGUGGAGAAGGCACAGCAACUGAAUCAUGUCCUGUGCUGUAACCUUUCCUUGUACUUGCUUUCUCUUUCCAAAGAAUUACUCCUAUGUUUUUCUACUGCCAAUGCAAGACAAAGAGUCUGUACCUUUCCAGACUGAGAGGUGUUUUGGGAGGCCUGAAGUGGCUGGACUUCAUUCUGGAAAAUAGAAUAGACAAGAAAGGAAGCAAGAACAUUUCACUGAAUUUUCUGCAAAGAUCUGGAUAUCUACUGAAUCAACUAAAAAUUGUUGUGUUUUGACCUACCGCAGGGCGAGCAAUUUCUGGCCCUCCAGAUGUCAUUGAUUCGUCUGUCCCAUCAUCCCUUAUCUUUGCUGUGCUUAAAGUUGAUGAAAGUUUGAGUCCAACAACAUUGGGAGGGCAAAAGGUUGUCCACUUCUAACUUGGUCUUCCCAUAGUCAGUGACAACCUUGGUACCAGGCACUUACCAGGAAAAGCAGAACAGUUUGAUUGGGACAGAGUUAGUGUCAUGGACUCUGAAGUGACAAAACUGACUCUGAUGGCCAUUCUCAUGGCAGCCUUGCUGCACACCUAGGAAGGAGCACUGGGGAUUGCUAACAGCAAGUCCUCCAUAGGCCUCAAUUACUUUGGAUUAUGUGCUGACAUUCACCUGGAAUACCUUUGCAAGAAUCUAGCCUGCAAAAUAGAGUCCUCAGUGCUGUCUCACCAAAUAGACAUGUGAAUUGUUGUUGCUCCCAUGGACAUGGGAAGCCAUUUGCUAUCAUUCCUUGCAAGAAAGAGUCCUAUGAGCAGCAACCAGGGACCCCUUUUCAGUCCUAGAUUUGGACUAGAUGCCUUAUCUCCCUGUGUUAGGUUUAUAAAUAACCCAGUGGCCCCUUGGUUCCACUGGAUUUAGUUCCAGAACCUUAUGAAGGUACCAAAAUUCAUGGUAAAAUGGUGUCACUUAUUUUUUAAAAAUGGCAAAAUCAAAGUUUGCUUUUUAGAUUUUUUUUAAAUAUAUAUUUUCAAGCUGUGGAUGGUGGAAUCUGUGGAUGCAGAAUCUGUGGAUAAUGAGGGCCGAUGAUAAUAGUAAAACCCUUUCAGUAGAACUUGGAAUGGUGGCUAUUUGCCUACAUCCUUGGUUCACGCAGUCUUAAAAAUGGCUACAUAUGUGUAUGCUUUUGCAUUUACUGCCAUAAUGUAUGCCAUGCUCCAAAAGUGUUCUAAAAUGUUUUAAUUUUGUAAGCAAAAGGAUGUAGUAGCAUCACCAACUUAACUCCUAUCCCCUCUGAAAAUUAUGCACUUGUCCCUCUGUAUGGGAGUUUCUUGUUUUAACUAUGGGCUCUGUAACUGACUUUUCUGCACCAUUCUCUUCCUGCCAAUAAUAAAAAGAUCAGUGGCAUUUCUUUUCAGAA
Messenger RNA from Sceloporus undulatus (fence lizard), 5358 nucleotides. RefSeq names its product trimethyllysine hydroxylase, epsilon (gene TMLHE). Bases 1917 to 3182 code for a protein of 421 amino acids. The transcript is spliced from 10 exons. Lineage: Eukaryota; Metazoa; Chordata; Lepidosauria; Squamata; Phrynosomatidae. The record is from RefSeq and is a predicted model, not a curated record. Gene Ontology annotation, molecular function: iron ion binding; trimethyllysine dioxygenase activity. Gene Ontology annotation, biological process: carnitine biosynthetic process. Gene Ontology annotation, cellular component: mitochondrion.